CACCCACCAUAUGGACUACUAAUCCCACUCUCUGUAAUAUAUAUUAUACGCAUAAAAGUUAAUUCUGUUUGUAGCAGCAUGGGGAGUCUCACCAAGGGUGAGAGUGGAAGCAUCAGCACUGAGAUUGGGAACCUUAAAAUUUCAUUGCCAAGUGCAAAAACUGAGAAUUCUUGCACAAAACAAGAGCCCACAUCAUCAUCUGACGGCUCAUCAGUUUGUCAAAUCAACAAGACUUCUUCAUCAUCAGACUUUGAAACUCAUAGUUUAGCACAUACAAACCUCAACACCUUAAUCCCAGUGCCAAACCUCAACACCUUGACUCCAACAACCCUCACCAUUCCAGCACUCAAGUUCGAGGAAAAUGGUGACAUCGAAAUCCAGUCCCCUGAUUACUCCUUGUGGGAAUCCAUCUUUUCUGAUCAAUUAGAGGGCGAGUUCAUGGUUUGCUCUCCACAGGCCUCAAACUUAUACAAUUAUAACUGUAACUAUACUCAUCAGGCAAUGCACGGGCAGUGUCUCGUCGCGUGCUCGCCUCCACGCUUUUCGUCCCCACUCGGGCCUCACAAGGGAAAGGGAUUGAGCCCUCUCCACAGGGUUUUCAACUCCCCAAACAAUCAGUUCAUGCACGUCGACCAGGUCGAGAGCCUUUCCCUGCCCGCUCUCGACAGCCUGUUGGAUGAUACUUACGAUAAGGACGAUAACUUCAUGGUAUUUUCCCCAAUGAAGCUAACGGGUGGAGGGGAAGUCUCGACGGACUGUUACAAUACCCUGACUGCGGUACCUGAGCUCUUGGAAUGCUUGACAAUGCCUAAUUCAACGAGGUUUUGUCAACAAGAUCAAGCUAAUUCUGUUCAGGGAAGUUCACAGAUGAGUCAGGAGAGUGGUAUUUAUCAGGUGGGAACUAUUGCAACUCAACCAUUAUCCCAACAAUUGCAACAGGAAAGGCAGCAGGAACAAGAGCAGCAUCUAGCACCACGAAUCCCACCAGCAAGGAUACAGAAACAACAACAGCAACUUCAUCAGCAGAACCAGCUGCAGAAUAUGCAUAAUACCUUGAUGCUGCCAAUUCUUGCACCUGAGGAGGAGCAAGAUAGUGGAUUACAACUUGUACACCUCCUUCUCGCUUGUGCAGAAGCAGUAUCAAAGGAGGACUACAUGCUAGCAAGGAAAUAUCUCCACCACCUAAAUCGAGUGGUCUCGCCCCUUGGAGAUUCCAUGCAGCGUGUCGCAGCUUGUUUUACGGAAGCACUGAGUGCAAGACUUGCCGCUACCCUUACAAAUAAACCGAGCACAUCUAACUUGAAGCGUUUCAAUCCCAUCCCUCCAGACAACCUAGAAAUCCUCAAGAUUUAUCAGAUCCUUUAUCAAGCCUGCCCCUAUAUUAAAUUUGCUCAUUUUACUGCUAACCAGGCAAUUUUCGAGGCAUUUGAGGCUGAAGAGCGCGUACACAUAAUUGAUCUCGAUAUCCUCCAAGGUUACCAAUGGCCUGCAUUCAUGCAAGCCUUAGCUGCCAGGCCAGGCGGUGCCCCAUUCCUUCGGAUAACGGGAGUUGGUCCUUCCCCGGAGUCUGUGAGGGAAACUGGGAGAUGUUUAACUGAACUGGCUCACUCUCUUCACGUCCCAUUUGAGUUCCAUCCUGUUGGUGAAGAACUUGAAGACCUAAAACCCCACAUGUUCAAUCGACGGGUGGGUGAGGCACUGGCUGUUAACUCGGUUAACAGGCUUCAUCGCGUCCCGGGAAAUUGUCUCGGGAACCUGUUAGCGAUGAUAAGAGAUCAAGCACCAAACAUAGUGACAAUAGUUGAACAAGAGGCCAGCCACAAUGGACCCUAUUUCUUGGGCCGAUUCCUUGAGGCCCUGCACUAUUACUCAGCAAUUUUCGACUCAUUGGACGCGACGUUUCCACCUGAUUCCGCACAGAGGGCUAAGGUGGAGCAACAUAUUUUCGCACCGGAGAUAAGAAAUAUCGUGGCACAGGAGGGGCCUGAGAGGACGAUGAGGCAUGAAAGGCUAGAGAAAUGGAGGAAAGUCAUGGAAGGAAAAGGGUUCCAAGGGGUGCCGCUAAGUUCGAAUGCAGUGACGCAAUCGAAAAUAUUGCUGGGACUGUAUUCUUGUGACGGGUACAGACUGACAGAAGACAAAGGUUGCUUGCUUUUGGGGUGGCAAGACAGAUCUAUUCUCGCUGCUUCUGCAUGGCGAUGCUAAUUACUGGAAUUGCUCAUACGUGUUUUUCUUUAAUUUCCCUCACCGUAAUAUUGUUAAUUAGAUUAUUUUUCAUAGUUAUUUUAAUAUAUAUAAUCCAGUCCAACCACCCAUAUAAAGUUAAAGCCCAGAACAAACGAGGAAAGGAAAGAGAGUUAUUAAUCUUUCUUUUGUAUCUAGAAAUGAACCUUAGGAUUAGGUCAAAUAUGUUAAUUAAUUCACGCAUGAUUGGCUUAAUAAAUCUUUACGAUCAUUUGUUUA
Molecule: messenger RNA, 2463 nt
Organism: Sesamum indicum (sesame)
Lineage: Eukaryota; Viridiplantae; Streptophyta; Magnoliopsida; Lamiales; Pedaliaceae
Product: GRAS family protein RAM1
Source: RefSeq, a predicted model, not a curated record